AUGGGGUGUAGCAUUCUAUCUACUGGGCCUCGUCAGGCUACCCUCCCUUCGUCUCCCGGGGUUUGCCCCAUUUUCCCGCUUUCUCCUUCAACCUGGCCUGGACCCAAGGUACUCAAAACCGCCGGCCGGCUUCAGGUCGCAUCAAUCCCAUUUCCCAAAUUGGAUUUUCCGCUCUUGCCUCCCUGGAGAAAAAAAAAAAGAAGUGCUCUGUUUCCCUUGGUAAUCUAG
Molecule: messenger RNA, 228 nt
Organism: Colletotrichum abscissum
Lineage: Eukaryota; Fungi; Ascomycota; Sordariomycetes; Glomerellales; Glomerellaceae
Exons: 1
Coding region: 1-228 (75 amino acids)
Source: RefSeq, a predicted model, not a curated record